CAUUCGUAUCCCCACUUCUCUUCCCUCCUCGCGGUGCUGCCGCUGUUGCUCCUCCACACGGCAAGCGCGGAGAACGAGUGAAGGAGAGCAGAGGCCGCCUCUGAACGGGCGCCGUGCCCCAGAUCACAUGUCACGGAAGCCUAUAAAUCCAAGCCAUGGCAAGGGUUUGCUACAGCUCCGACGACGGCCCCGUGACGUCCCGUUGCGCUCUUGAAGGAUGAGGAGAGGAAGGGAAGGGGCCCAGGUGGCGUGGGCGACGGCGUUCUUCCAUCUGUUUCCACCCCUUCUCCUCCUCCUCCACCGCAUUCCGGCGGUAGGGGCCGAGGAUCCCUAUCUCUACUUCACGUGGAACGUGACCUACGGCACCGUCUCCCCCCUUGGCGUCCCGCAGCAGGCGAUUCUGAUCAAUGGGGAGUUCCCCGGCCCCAACAUCAACUCCACCACCAACAACAACAUCGUCGUCAACGUCUUCAACCACCUCGAUGAGCCCUUCCUCUUCACCUGGAACGGGAUUCAACAGAGAAAGAACUCGUGGGUGGACGGCACGGCGGGCACCAAUUGCCCCAUCCCUCCGGGCCAAAACUUCACCUACCAUUUCCAGGUCAAGGACCAGAUAGGCAGUUUCGUCUACUUCCCCGCCCUCGACAUGCACCGGGCCGCCGGCGGCUUCGGCGGCCUACGGGUCAACAGCCGCCUCCUCAUCCCCGUCCCUUUCGCAGACCCCGCUGACGACUAUACCGCCCUCAUCGGUGAUUGGUACACCAAGAGCCACAAAAACCUCGCCAGGCUCCUUGACGCCGGCCGCACCAUCGGCCGUCCCUCCGGCAUCCUCAUCAAUGGCCGCCCCGGUAAGGACUCCACAGGCAAGGACGAUCCCCCGCUCUUCACCAUGAAGUCCGGGAAGACCUACCGCUACCGCGUCUGCAACGUCGGCAUGAAGGUGUCACUCAACUUCCGCAUUCAAUCCCACGCAAUGAAGCUCGUCGAGAUGGACGGCUCCCACACGGUGCAGAACGUGUACGACUCCCUCGACGUGCACGUCGGGCAGUGCCUGUCGGUGCUCGUCACCGCCAACCAGGAGCCCCGGGACUACUACAUGGUGGCCUCCUCUCGCUUCACCAAGUACGCCCUGUCCGCGACCGGCGUGAUCCGGUAUGCCGGCUCCAACACUCCGCCGUCCCCGGACCUCCCGGCGGCGCCCUCCGGCUGGGCGUGGUCGUUCAAUCAGUGGCGGUCUUUCCGGUUGAACCUCACCGCCAGCGCCGCUCGCCCCAACCCGCAGGGAUCCUACCACUACGGUAGCAUCAACAUCACCCGCACCAUCAAGCUCGUCAACUCGGUCGGGCUCGUCGACGGGAAGCGGCGCUACGCGCUCAACGCCGUGUCGCACUCGGACGCCGCCACGCCGCUCAAGCUCGCAGAAUACUACGGCAUUGCCGACAAGGUGUUCAAGUACGACACCAUCGCCGACGAGCCGGCGGCGUCCGACGCCCCCAUCAAGAUCGUCCCCAACGUUGUCAACGCCACCUACCGGACGUUCAUCGAGAUCGUCUUCGAAAACCCCGACAGGAGCAUGCAAGCCUACCAUUUGGAUGGCUACUCCUUCUUCGCAGCCGGGAUGGGGCAUGGGAAGUGGACGCCGGAGAGCCGGAAGAGCUACAAUCUCGCAGACGCGGUGAGCCGGCACACGAUCCAGGUGUACCAGCGGUCGUGGUCGGCGAUCUUGCUGACGUUCGAUAACGCGGGGAUGUGGAACCUGCGGUCGGAGCUGUGGGAGCGGCGCUACUUGGGGCAGCAGCUCUACAUCAGCGUGGUGUCGCCAGAGAGGUCGCUGAGAGAUGAGUCCAACAUGCCGGACAACGCGCUGCUCUGCGGCGCCGUCGCCAAGCUCCCCAGGCCGCCGUCCUACAUCUAAGCGCAAGGCUGCUCGCCAUUGCCGCCGCCGCCAGUCCUGAGAAGAUAGUUGGAACUCAAUAUAAGGGCGUAGGUGGAGACAAAUAGAGAAGCAAGAAUAAAGAGAGGAAGUAAGAGGCCAUUUAAAGGGAUUUGCAUUAAUUUUUGUUUGAGUGAAGUUUUUUCUUUUUAUUUUGGCAUCUAUAGGCUGGCUGUAACGAUGGUAUUGCAAAUUUGCAAACCCUCACCAAUCAUUUAUUUCCCACAUUUUCUUCAAA
Molecule: messenger RNA, 2171 nt
Organism: Musa acuminata AAA Group (dessert banana)
Lineage: Eukaryota; Viridiplantae; Streptophyta; Magnoliopsida; Zingiberales; Musaceae
Product: L-ascorbate oxidase homolog
Exons: 3
Coding region: 218-1915 (565 amino acids)
Molecular function (GO): copper ion binding; oxidoreductase activity
Source: RefSeq, a predicted model, not a curated record